UAAGAAUAGGAAAAAUGAAAAAAAAAAAAAAAAACAGAAACAAAUAAUAAUGGAAAACCAGAAAAAGAGGAAGACUAGAAUCGCAGAAAUAUUUAACGAGGGGUGUCGCUCGUAGAGAAGGUAUAUAAUUUGUAUGCACCUAUGUACCCACUUCGGUUUAACAGGCGCGACGCGUCUAUGAUGGCAAAAUCGAUUCUUCUGCAAAUUAUAGGUACCGUACAUACAUAGAAUAUGUGCCUCUGAAUAAUAAGUUUGCACAGGUAAUUUUGCAACAUCCAACAUAGGCGGGAGAAAAAACGAAGUAUACAUCAGCACUGCGAAUUCGCAGCGACUUGUGACGCGCGAUGUCCAAAUCCAGGUUCGUUGAGAGAGAGAGAGAGUUUUCGAACCUCUUGACGUGCGCCUUCCAUACAUACCUGUGUAUAUUAUGUGCACGUAUACAAUCUGUCAACCUACGCUCAUACGUACGCGGAUAAUUCGCAAAACAAGUCUCGAAAUGAGUACAAGAGUUUAUAUUGAAACAGUCGGAAAGAAUCCGGUGGACCGUUUGCAUCGUUUGUCAUUACCAUCUAGCGAAGAAAAUAAUUUUCUACUUUCUUACCGUCUCUCAUCUUUUUUUUUCUCUUCGCGUUUUCAUCGCCAGUUACGCGUGUUCGGUAAAAUGUGAAACGUAUAGAUCCCAGUGGUUCGAUUGAAAAAUUAUUGGAGAUAAUUCAUUUUUCCCCUAUUUAAUAAACGCCGAAAAUAUUAUGGAAGUAUUUUCGAACUUGCGAUUAUUUCCGAAGAUAUUCUUUCUCACUUUGAUUGUUUUCAAAGUCGAGCGAUUAAAAAUUGUCGAAACUGCCCCUGCAGGGGAAAAUAAAAAUCUUCACACCGUCUCGGAUCUGUUCAAAGGGCUGGACGAUCUCGCAACUAAUGACUCAAAAAUUCCUGCAAACGCCGCCGAGGAUCUUGAAAAUCUUUUUAAAAUAGUCAGCGAAAAAUCAUUCACAAAUUCCAAACCGAGACAACGACCCGCUGGAUUUUACAAUCCUGCUAAUUAUGGAACGUUUGGACAGAACCCGAAUUUCGGUUAUCCCGGAGGAUUUUAUCCCCCUCCAGCUUUACCUCCCGGAUAUCAGCAGGGAUUGGACUCGGGUGGUUUCGGACUAAUCGACGCCCUGAAUUCCAUCAGUCAACACGAUGAUUUGAAAUGCGUGCCGAGAUUAUUGUGCGAAAUAGCAACGGGGUCUAGCCCAGGAAAUGGUGAUUACAAAGCUUCGGGUUUCGCAGAGUUUGGGAAGAACACUUUACUAGGACUUUUGACCGCUUAUAACUUGGAGGCGGCUUCCCCGGUCUUGGGAUUUGGAAAGGCGGCUCUAUUGGGCUACACGAACAGAGGCGAUCCUUCGAUUUGCUACAACGAAUACGUUAGGUGUCCAAAUGACCCGAGGGAUCUCGUACAUUAUUUGAACAACCACAACGGAGGAUUCUUCAGGUUUUUUAGAAAUGGCCACGGGACAGGGAGGAGACGGAAGUCGUCGGAGGAAACUUGGUUUUUGGAAAAACCAGCGACCCGAAAUCACUCACAUUUUCAAAGGGGCUUUUAUUCAUUUGGUUCAGUCUACGCUAAGGGGAUGAAGAGGAUCAGUUUCGUUGGUAAGCGACCAGCACCGCCUCCGGGACUUUCUGGUCCAGAAUCCGAUCGGACGGGCACCGGAAAACUAAAAUUCGACGUCCCGGAUGAGGAGCAGGACAUUCCCGCGUAUCGAGAUUCAUUUUCCAAGGUCGUUUUUCCGAAGGACGACGAAGAGGCGGUCAGAGGUACGAGGGUGUCGAAAUCUCUGGUAUCUGGUGCCGUUAGGGUUCCGGGAUUUUUUCCCGACGACUCCGUUGCAGCCUCGUCUUCGGAAAAUCACAGGUUCCAUUUUCCCUCGCGGGAAUACGACUACGAUCGGGAUACGGAAAAAGCGAACAUUGUAAUUUUCGAAAAUUCCUCGGUGUCAAAGAAAGGACGUCUGGUGGACUUCGGUAGUCGGGAAGAAGAACCUCUGCCGUCGUCAUCGUCGUUAUCUUCGACGUCUCUCUUCAAAUUUCCCGAGUCAGGAUAUUCCGAAAAUUUCGACGAUGAUGACGAACAUGUUGCCGUAGAUAUAUGGAACCUACGGAACAAUAUGGCCACUUAUCCAAAAUACAGGACUGUCCUCGAAAAGUCUGCGAAGCCUAUCAUCAUGAGUUUGGUGCAAAAAAUUUGUGUAAAUGAGUGAUCUAUUUAUUUUUAUGAUAAAUGUAUGAACAUGCUGUAAAGAUUUUAAUUUUUAAUUGCGAGUUUCGACUCUAUGAAGUUCGAUCAAAUUAUUGAUCCAAUGUUGAUCGAUGUAGAAGUAUCGUAAGUAAUAUUGCGAGUAGUGUGAGCACACCAUUCGAAGUCAUUAUGAUCAUAGAUAGGUGAAUGGCUUUGUCGAAAUGCAGCCGUAUGAGGCAUGACAAUGUCCCAACAUGUAUUUUUUGAUGUGAAUUG
Athalia rosae (coleseed sawfly) is the source of this 2500-nucleotide messenger RNA. RefSeq lists its product as uncharacterized. The transcript is spliced from 7 exons. Lineage: Eukaryota; Metazoa; Arthropoda; Insecta; Hymenoptera; Athaliidae. The record is from RefSeq and is a predicted model, not a curated record. Bases 750 to 2246 code for a protein of 498 amino acids.